Messenger RNA from Cynoglossus semilaevis (tongue sole), 2181 nucleotides. It is a transcript of the gene arhgef25b, whose product is annotated as Rho guanine nucleotide exchange factor (GEF) 25b. Gene Ontology annotation, cellular component: cytoplasm; plasma membrane; extrinsic component of membrane. The annotation marks the transcript as partial. Gene Ontology annotation, biological process: axon guidance. The transcript has 13 exons. Gene Ontology annotation, molecular function: guanyl-nucleotide exchange factor activity. NCBI's taxonomy places the organism in Eukaryota, Metazoa, Chordata, Actinopteri, Pleuronectiformes, Cynoglossidae. The record is from RefSeq and is a predicted model, not a curated record.
UGUGUGGAAAGUGUUCUUUCAGUCAGUGCCGGUAAAGUUCCUCCCAGCUGGACGCUGAAACGUCCUCCUCGUGUGUUUCAGAGUCACAAAUCCAGCAUCAACACGCUCCAAGGGGAAGACGGCUGCAGUGUGACUGAUGACUCAGGAAGCCAGUGGUCUGCCACCGCAGACAGCGAGGAGGAGAGGAACGCUGCCUUAGAGAAGAGCAUAUAUGUUCUGACUGAACUCAUCGAGACAGAGCAGUUGUACGUGGAAGAUCUUGGACUCAUCGUGCAGGGCUACAUGGCCACCAUGACCAACCAGGGAGUUCCAGAGGACAUGAAAGGGAAGGACAGGAUCGUGUUUGGAAACAUUCACCAGAUCUACGACUGGCACAAAGAUUACUUCCUGGGAGAGCUGGAGAAAUGUGUGUGUGAUCCAGAAAGCCUCGCCCAACUCUUUAUCAAACAUGAACGGCGUCUUCACAUGUACGUGGUUUACUGUCAGAACAAACCCAAGUCGGAGCACGUGGUGUCGGAGUACAUUGACACCUACUUUGAGGACCUCAGGCAGCAGCUGGGCCACAGGCUGCAGCUCAACGACCUGCUCAUCAAACCUGUUCAAAGGAUCAUGAAGUAUCAACUUCUGCUGAAGGACUUUCUCAAGUACUACAGUCGAGCAGGAAGAGACGUGGAGGAGCUGCAGAGGGCGGUGGAGGUGAUGUGCUUCGUGCCAAAACGCUGUAACGAUAUGAUGAAUGUGGGGAGACUUCAAGGGUUUGAGGGUAAAAUCACAGCUCAGGGGAAGCUGCUUCACCAGGAUCCCUUCUCCGUCAGUGAGCAGGAAACGGGCCUCGUGUCCAGACCCAGGGAGAGGCGGGUCUUCCUCUUCGAGCAGCUGGUUAUCUUCAGUGAGCCAAUUGACAAGAAAAAGGGCUUCUUGUUGCCGGGUUACACUUUCAAAAACAGCAUCAAGGUCAGCUGUCUGGGCGUGGAGGAGCAGUCGGACGACCCUUGCUGCCUGGUGCUGACCUCCAGGGGAAAUGACCGUAGCCUGACACGCUUUAUCAUGCAGACGUCGUCGCCCGAAGUACGUCAGGCUUGGCUCGGUGACGUGGUCCAGAUCUUGGAGACCCAGAGGAACUUCCUGAAUGCCCUUCAGUCUCCCAUCGAGUACCAGCGCAGAGAAGGCAAGUCCAGCAGUCUGGGCAGAAACAUGAAGCCCCCCACGCCGUCGUCAUCCGGGCUACAGCCCAGAACCUCUGCAUCCAUGGACCGUCGUCAUCAGCCCAGUCUGUUGUCUUCAAACACCUCUCUUCCAUCACUGCAUCCAGGGAAACACAGCCCUGCAGCAAAGGCAGUUUCAAACCCCUGUUCUGCCCCCGCUGGAUCAGACCACCCGUCACUUUCUGACCUGCAGCAGCUCGGUUCGUCCACAGAGCUGAGACGUGAACCUCAGACCUCCAGUGGUCUGUUUCCCAGCAGCCAACACAGCAGGAUGUGAAGCUUCUAUUGAAGUGAGAGCAGGAGUCACUCAGCACGUCGACCAAACGACUCAGACCAGUGUGCAGAGAGUCGGCAGUAAUGUCCAGCGAUGAUGAUGAGGAAGAGGGCAGGGUAUUUUGGCAAACAUCACAAAAGGAAAAACACGUCCACACUUGGUUUCCACUUCUGUUCCAGGUUCCAUACCAAGUGGUUCCACUCCUGCUAAUCUGGAUGUGAUUAUUUUUGAGUGUGUUUGUCGUGUAUGUGUGCGAGUGUGAGUUGCACCAUUAGCAUUUGUAUUGUUUUGUAUACAUUGUUCCUUAAAGUCUCCCCGAUGGAUAUUUUUGUAGUAGAUACUAUUUUUCAGGAAGGACCAAACACCGUCUGCUUGCUGUAGCCUCAGUAAACCCAGUCUCACCGUGGAGUCUAAAUCCAUGUUAUUUAUGUCUCUGCAUUCCACUGAGAGUAAAAGAGCCAGUAUUUUCCCAGUGGCCGGUUAUUUUAACCCAGCCAUUGUUAGUGUGUUAUCAGAACCAAACAUGCACCAAGUCACCACGAAAUCUAGAGGAAGAAAGAGAACGGAGACAAACAAACAAAAAAAACAGAGGUGCUGUCAAAAUGGAUUAAAAAAAAAUCCAUAGUCCAUGUGGAACCUGUUCAUUGAAAACCUGUUUGUUGUGUCCAGAACCACACAGAAUAAAAAAGGAUGAUCUUUAAA